AUGGGAAUUAUAGUCCUACACAAUUAUCAAGUUGUGAGCUUGGGAAAGCUAUUGAAGAUAACACAGUCUGAAUAUCUCAAUUUCAACUUCAUUGCAGUGCUGGUGGGGCAGCCCGUGAAUGCGGCUGGCUGGAAGUGCAACACCAUCUAUAAGGGGUUUGCAGAGUGCCUGGUUAGCCUUGGAGACAGCAUGGCUCAAAAUGUUCAGAAGGAUAUGGAGGAUGACACCAUCCAGGAUCAAGAGGAGUUGAACACCAUCUGUAGGUCCUGGGAUGACUUCCACAUCUGUGCCACCAAGGUUUUGUCCAAUUGCCCUGAAGAGGCAGCCAACAUUUGGGAGUCCCUUCGGCAAGAGUCCCGAAAGAUCCAGUUCCAAGGCAACCUACAUAACCUCUGCAGCUCACGAGCCCAGCUGGCUGGUGAUGGGAAGGCUUUACGUGUAGAUGAGACCAACCAAGAGACCUUGCGGGGGGCAGCUUCCCUUCUCUGGCCCAGCCUCAUGGGUAGAUUGACUCUUGUAGCUCUCGUGGCUCUGGUACCCUUUGCUUAG
Messenger RNA from Thamnophis elegans (Western terrestrial garter snake), 549 nucleotides. RefSeq names its product neuritin 1 like (gene NRN1L). Lineage: Eukaryota; Metazoa; Chordata; Lepidosauria; Squamata; Natricidae. Gene Ontology annotation, biological process: neuron projection extension; nervous system development. Bases 1 to 549 code for a protein of 182 amino acids. The record is from RefSeq and is a predicted model, not a curated record. The transcript is spliced from 2 exons. Gene Ontology annotation, cellular component: plasma membrane.